CCCACUAUAUAUACUUGUGCAAAGUUUCACUUAUUCCAUAGACAGAGAAAGAAGUACAAUUAAUUAGUUGAUUUAAGUGGGGAAAAAAAGAUGUCAAAUAUGUGCAGCUUAUUGAGGAGCAGUGAUCCAAUUGUUGGGAUGAUGAAUAUGUGUCCUGUUUUGAGUACUCCAAUUGACUGGAAAGAAACACCUCAAGCUCAUUGCUUCUUCGUCGACCUUCCAGGGCUUAGCAAAGAGGAUGUGAAAGUGGAAGUGGACAAUGGAAGAGUAGUGAAAAUUAGUGGAAAGUGGAAAGCAGAAGAAGAAGAAUUAGUUGAUGAAAAUGAUGAGACGAAGAAAUUAGAUGUGAAGUGGCAUAGAGUGGAACGUAACAGAGGGGAUUUCUGCAGAAAGUUUAGGCUUCCACAAAAUAUAGAGGCACAUCAACUCAAGGCAUCCAUGGAAAAUGGUGUCCUUAUUGUUACUGUCCCUAAACAACAAGUCAAAAAACCUUUCUCCAAAUUAAUUGAAAUUGAAGAUAAAUAAACAUAGACAAACUUUUAAGUAAUUAUUAUGGAUUGCAAUUUUUUUGCAUAAAAUAAAUUGUCUGUAUGUCUACUUUGUAAGGUUGUAUGUUGUGAGUGCCUUUCCAUGUUUUUAUAGUAUGUUUUCUGUAAUUUUCCUUGUAGUGAACUCAUGUGAUUAAUAAAUGAAUAUUGUCAUCU
Solanum stenotomum is the source of this 704-nucleotide messenger RNA. Its product is annotated as 18.1 kDa class I heat shock protein-like. NCBI's taxonomy places the organism in Eukaryota, Viridiplantae, Streptophyta, Magnoliopsida, Solanales, Solanaceae. The transcript has 2 exons. The coding region runs from base 91 to 525 and encodes 144 amino acids. The record is from RefSeq and is a predicted model, not a curated record. Gene Ontology annotation, biological process: response to salt stress; response to hydrogen peroxide; protein complex oligomerization.